AUGAUUUCUUAUAAUUUACCAGAAUUAUCAUCAGAAUCUUUGAAUGAUAUAAAAAAAGAACCUCAUGAUACUCUUAUAGAAAUUUAUGACAAAAAAUCUAAUAAUGUUAAAGUUUUUAAUGCACAUUCAAACGUUCUUUGCAAUAGAUGUGAAUAUUUUAAGAUUGCAUUGUCUGAAAAAUGGGCAAAAAAAGAUGAUAAUAAGUAUAAGCUAAGAUUAGAAAUUUCUUGUGAUGCUUUUGAAAUAAUAUUUAACGGUAUUUGUAGUGGAACGAUUAUUUUAACAGAUCUAAACAUAACUACUUCAAUGGAGUUAUUAUUGGCUUCCGAUCUUCUUCUCUUUCAUGAGUUUCUCGAUUUUUUAAAAAUCAAAUUAUUAGAAAGAAAUAAAAUGGAUUGGGAAGAUAAUGAAAUUAUUUAUAUGUUAAAAGGUUCUUACCGAAUUCCUGCCCUGCAAGAUCUCUACUUAGUUUGCCAAGAUAUAAUAGCAGAAAGGCCAAUGAUCUUAUUUGAAUCUCUGGAAUUUUUAUCGAUUGAUGAGGAUUUAUUACUUUCCAUAUUGAAGUUGGACAUGAUUUCCUUGUCUGAAAUAUCGAUAUUUGAUAAUUUGAUUAAAUGGGGCAUCGCAAACACUCCAAAUUAUAAUACUAUAAAUGAUGAAACCUCUCGUGUAAAUGCUUUAGAAACUACUCUUGAAGAUGCAUUACAACUAAUUCGUUACAAUAAUAUUAAAGAUUCAAUUAUAGAAUAUAACCAAAUCUUACCUGAUAAAGAUGUUUUAUAUAAAAUUCCUCCUCGUGCUAAUUAUAUAGUUGAACCAAAAGUUAUUAGUAAUAGAUUUGCUGGAUUGAUCGUUUCAUGGAUUGAUAGAAAAGAUCCGAUGGAUUCUCAAUACACUGCUUUUAAUAGUCCAUUCAGAUUUAGACAUGUUUUUCGAAUGAAUGAUAAUUCAAAAUUCUCAACUCAACUUUAUAGAUUUCAUCAUUAUUCGAACAAGUUACCAACAAUUAAAUGUCAUGAGGGUCCUUCAUUAAUGAUAAUGAAACUUAAAAAUUCUGGAAAAUUCAUUGGUGCUUACAAUCCUAUUCAAUGGAAACAAGGUUCAGGUAGCUCUUGUGGUUCUACAUCUGAAAGCUUUAUUUUUACCUGUGAUGAUAAAUAUGGUUCAAAUUAUAGAUUAUGUAGAGUUAAGAACUUUGAUCAUGCUGUAUGUUUAGUAAGUGACUUUGGUGGCCUAUUAAAUUUCGGUGAAGAUUUAAUGUUUAAAUUUAAUAAAGAAAAUGUCAGUUGUCAUAUUAAGUGUAAAUUUUAUGAACAAACUACAUUACAAGAAGGUACAUAUGAAAUCGAAGAAUGGAAUGUUUAUAAAGUCAGAAGAAAAGAUGAUCAACCAAUGAGGGUAAUGACCAGAAUUACUAAUUCUCCCGUUGAAUCAAAGAUUCUUGAUAGUGACUUUUUUGGAAUGAUCUCAACAUGGAUUGAUAACAAAGAUCCUGAGAAAGAUCUGUACCUUAAAUCUAAUAUGCCAUUCGAAUUUACUCCUAUAUUUCGUAUGAAUGAUCAUACAGCUUUCUAUCCUAAACAAUUUUAUAAUCAAUCAACAAAUAGGUUAUUACCAACAAUGAAAUGUCAUCAUGAACGUUCAUUGAUGAUUAUGAAAUUAAAAACUGGAAAAAUUGUUGGUGCUUAUAAUCCCCUCGAUUGGACAUAUGGGUCAUAUCGUUAUUAUCCAACAGAUAUUGAAUACAGAUAUACAUCUGAUAGUUUUAUUUUUUCUUAUGAUCCAGAUGUGAAUGAUGGUGUAAAUUAUAAAUUAAGUCGUGUUUUAAAUUUUGAUAAAGCAAUCGGCUCUGAAAAAAUAUGUACUAAUAGAAAAGAUCUCAAUGGUUUAAUGUUAAGAUUUGGUAAUGAUUUAAGAUUCAUCCAUAACGGAAGUGUACGUCGGAAUGUUCAGGAUCAUGUCUUUUGCCAUAUAGCUCAGAAUGGUCAUUAUGAACAACCGGCCAUAUUACCUCCUGGAAAUUAUGAAGUUGAUCAGUGGGAAAUUUUUAGGGUUUCUAUAAAAGAUCAAGAAGCUUCAGAAGAGGAUUAA
This is a messenger RNA of Cetraspora pellucida, 2091 nucleotides long. The record is from the annotation of a GenBank genome assembly. NCBI's taxonomy places the organism in Eukaryota, Fungi, Glomeromycota, Glomeromycetes, Diversisporales, Gigasporaceae.